Podarcis raffonei (Aeolian wall lizard) is the source of this 8078-nucleotide messenger RNA. It is a transcript of the gene GLIS3, whose product is annotated as GLIS family zinc finger 3. Gene Ontology annotation, cellular component: nucleus. Gene Ontology annotation, molecular function: RNA polymerase II cis-regulatory region sequence-specific DNA binding; DNA-binding transcription factor activity, RNA polymerase II-specific. Gene Ontology annotation, biological process: regulation of transcription by RNA polymerase II. Lineage: Eukaryota; Metazoa; Chordata; Lepidosauria; Squamata; Lacertidae. The transcript is spliced from 12 exons. Bases 298 to 3096 code for a protein of 932 amino acids. The record is from RefSeq and is a predicted model, not a curated record.
CGGAGCGCGGGCGCCUUCGUAGUCCCCGGGCAGCUGGCGAGUCCGAAGAAGGGGCCGAAGAUCGGGCGAGCGAGGGCAGCGGAGAGAAAAUCUACAAAGGGCAGGAUUUGACAAGCAGUGAAAGGAGUCAGGAGGUGCAACUUGUGGGUUUCCUUAAGAGCCUUCCUUCUUUGUAUCCCUCAUUCAAGCUCUGUGAUAUUAGCUUAAUGCACUAUGGAUACCUCACUGACUCUGGACUGAUGCCUUCGCCACCUGGGGAUCUGUGCCGCAUAUCUUUAAGAGUACAACCAUUGGACAAUGAAUGUGAGAUCAUGCACUAUGAGCCAUUGGACAACAAGUACUCCUCACAGCAGGCCUGGUGUGGUCAAUGGACAGCAGAUCCCAUCUCUCAGAGUUCAUGCAGGAACUCCUUGCUCUUCAUCCAGUGGCAGCACCCCAAGCCCAGCUAUGGGGAACCUAUCUACAAACUCCCAGUUAAAGACAUCUCUUGGAGGAGGCGUUGCUCCUCAGAGCAAUGUGACCCAGAGCAAUAUUCACCUCACUGCAUUAAGUCCCAGGAGACAAAUGGUUACAAAUGGGAAGGCCCUCUACCAUACGCCACAACCUCCAGGGCCGCCCGCGACACAGUUUUUGAAGCCAAAGCAGCAAAAGCAUGCAAACAGUUUAAUGACAAGCACAGUUAAAGGGGGUCCUGCCUUUGGGACUCGGUGCAAGUCAAUCGGAAAAAGUAGCUGCAACAAAUUAAUCGUCACCAGCAGUCCAAUGAUGGUUCAGCGACUGGGACUUCUAUCUCCUCCUGCCCAAAAGGUCUCAACAGCAUGCAACCAAAUCAGCCCUAGCUUACAGAGGGCUGUGAAUGCUACCAACUCGAAUAUACCUCCAUCUGAUACAAGAUCCCUUCUGUCCCGAGAAUCUUUGGCCUCCACAACCCUGAGUCUGUCUGAAAGUCCAUCAAUCCAGAGUGUCAAGCAAGAAUGGCUUCAUGGCUACAGGAUUUUUCCUUCUCUUCCUUCCAGCCAAGGCUCCCCAAAUGGCACGGACCUUGGGGACAUCACAAGUGUUACAUCUGGAAUGUCCAUGUCCAACAAUGUCUCUAGCUCAUUACCAUCUUACUUGUUUGGUGUGGAAAAUAAUUGUUCUCCUUAUCCUAGUCCUCACUAUUCUUCAACCAGGUCUCAUUCAGCCAAAAAGAGGGCCCUCUCCCUGUCUCCUUUGUCUGAUGGAAUCGGGAUUGACUUCAAUACAAUCAUCCGCACAUCCCCUACUUCUCUUGUUGCUUACAUCAAUGGCUCAAGGGCAUCUCCAGCAAACAUCUCCCCUCAGCCUGAGGUCUAUGGACACUUCUUGGGAAUAAGGGGAAGUUGUAUUCCUCAGACUUGCUCUAUUCCAAAUCCUCAAAAAAGACUUCUUGUUGCUAAUGGCAAUGUUGCCCUUCCAAGUUACGGUGAAAGUGAGAACACUGAAGACCAGCGCAUGCAACAGUUGGAACAAAACAGCCUGCAGCCAGCAGUCACUAACAACAUGGUGGUUCAACAAGGAAUAUCUCUGCUAGAUAGCCAAUCUGUGGGCAUUUUUAAAAGUAGGCGUGCCAAUGGUUUUUCUGGGAACACAGUGGACAUGCCACCUAUUUCUCCAGUGGCUCCCCUUGUUCUUCCUCCAUCACAUGGUCCACCUCCCCCAUACCAUGCACAUCAGCAUGACCUUAUAAACCAUCCCCACCAGAUUUCCUUAGCAGCAUCUGUGCAAGGCCCUCUCUUAGAUGAAGAAGGCGAACUGGAUGAGUUUAAUGGCAAGCACUGCUGUUGCUGGAUAGACUGCAGUGCUACUUAUGACCAGCAGGAAGAUCUUGUGCGGCACAUAGAAAAAAAUCACAUAGACCAGAGGAAAGGAGAGGAUUUCACUUGUUUUUGGGCUGGGUGCCCUCGGAGAUACAAGCCAUUUAAUGCGCGUUACAAACUACUGAUUCACAUGAGAGUGCAUUCAGGAGAAAAGCCAAACAAAUGUACGUUUGAAGGCUGCAAGAAGGCCUUUUCUAGACUAGAAAACCUCAAGAUUCACUUAAGGAGCCACACGGGAGAAAAGCCUUACCUUUGCCAGCAUCCAGGCUGUCAAAAAGCAUUCAGUAAUUCCAGCGACCGAGCCAAGCAUCAGAGGACUCACCUGGACACAAAACCUUACGCUUGCCAGAUUCCUGGAUGCACCAAACGAUACACAGAUCCGAGCUCUCUAAGGAAGCACGUGAAGGCCCAUUCCUCCAAAGAACAGCAGGCUCGGAAAAAGUUGCGUUCAAGUAUAGAGCUUGACCAGGACAUUCUCAAUGACUGUCUCACAAUCCAGCCUCUCCAACCUCCUGCAUCUCCCCAGGGCACUUCAGAAAGCACCGUCAGACAAUCUCCAGGACCUGUGCAUGACAUUUACACAGCGGCCCUGUUCUCCAACACCCACGCCAGUCAAAAUGGAGCUGCUACGGGCUCCCUGCCCCCAUCACACUCGGUGAGCCACGCUUCUUCAGGGCACAAUGUGCAUGGCACCCCCCACAACCCACCAACCCAGGUGCCCCCUCUCACAACAGGGGACUCAGAAACAGAGAGAUUUUCAGCUUCUGCUUCUUUUUCUCCGCAUCAUAUAAGCCCCAGGAGAAUUUCUGCUCCUCCUCCUUUGAUACAGAAAAGGACACCGCAGCCUUCCAGCAUCCACCAACUUGGAGGAACCCAUUUGAAGGCGUAUGAGCCGUCAGCAAACCUGUCGUUUCAGCCAAACGGCAUCCAAAUCCAAGGUGUUUAUGGGCAGCUGCAAACAUUCUGUUCCCCACAUUAUGCUGACAAUCAGAGAAAUUUGCAACAUGGCGGAACUUGUAAUAUGGUCCCACCUUUUGAAGACUGUCUUGUACCCACAUCUAUGGGUCAGGCAGGUUUUGAUGUCUUCCACAGAGCAUUUUCAGCGCAUUCUGGCAUUACAGUUUAUGAUCUUCCAUCAGGCUCUACAGAGAUAUUUGGUGAUUCAUUGCGCAAUGGAAUUGAGGACUCCAGUUUCCUUCAAAUAAAUGCUGUAGAUCGUUGCCCGAGUCAACUUUCUUCAGUUUACACCGAAGGCUGAGGAGGGGAAAAAGCUACACUCCUGCAUCUAAUCCCUAUCGGAACCACUCUAUCACGGACCAUCUUUUUGUGGUCAGUUCAAGUGCUGAGUGUAUUACCCAAGAAACGAAGGAAACACUACCAGAUAGCAUUGACCAUCACAGAUGCAGCUAAUAAAUAUAAGAGGGAAGAUUCUGGUUGAAACUUACCUGCUGAAGUGUGAGCAACUGCUUUUUUAAUUCAGUCUUUUUGUGUGUGUGGUAAAACCUCUUUUCAAAGGGAACGAAUAAGAAAACCACCGCUUCUUAUAUUUCUAGAUGAAUUGUUGAAAUUUUCACCACAGUUUUUGGAAACCCUCUGAAAGGACUCUGUAGAAACUUGCAACAACUUUUUUGGAAAAAGCAAAAGUGCCUUGCAUAAUGAGCUUGUUUGGUGCUUUGCAGGCCCAGCACACAGCCUUGCAGGGCUGAAGACAAGGAGCGGUCUUUGAGGCACCAAUUGGAGGUGGAGACAGCACCAUUCCACUGUCUUUUUGGAAUUUGGGAACAUCAGUCCUCUUUAAAAACACAGUAUUAACUGUAUUAGCUGAAAGAGAGACAGUUGUUUGUGGUGUCUUAGCAGUCCUUCAUUGGAGAGAGUUAAUCUCACUUGAUAUUGAAUAAUGCUUUAUAAUUUAAUUUUUAUAUUCCAUGUGUAGAAUUCUGUAUGGAAGGUUCUUUUCAAAAAAGCACACAUAUUUAGAUUAGAUGUUCCCCAUGAAGAACAGAAGUUCCCUGGGAAUGUUUGCAAAUAUUUGAAGGUGUUUCCAGCAAGAUUCAUUGGGUCUUGAAGUCAACAUAAAGAAGGUGUAUUCACUACUGUUGCCAGAGAAGUAAGGGUUUCAACACUACCUUGCUGGGUCCCACAAGUGUUGGGUUCAGACUUCACAUGCUGUAGUAGAUCUCCCAGUAUCCCUUCUUUAAUCUGAUGGCUGGGGGUAAUUUCAGAUGGUGCUGUUAUUCUGGGGGAAGAGUGCUAAGCUUUCUCCAAUGGAAGCCCACCCCUCCCAAACCUUGUGUUUUGCUUUUUUGCUAUGGGGGGCAGACAGGUACAAUGAAGAAGCCUUUCUUUUCACCCCCUUCCAGCUAACAGCAGCCUCAGGGAAAGAAGGGUUUCCAUAGAAGAAACAAAAAAUUGGGAGAGGGCUUGUACUUCUCCCUCCCAGCAUGGUAGCCUUGAUCCAAGUUGCCCCUCCAUUUGGUCACAGGUUUAUUGUGUCCCAUGUCAUUCAACCCAGCGUAUUCUGCAAGCGAGCACCUUCCUGGCAUUGUCCCUCAUAUAUUCUAGAAGAUUCCAUGGAAAGGGCUAUUAUAAUUCCAUCUGCUGUAAAUAUGGUAUGUUAGUAUUUCAAUCAUUUUUAAAUCUAUGCAUUCCUUUCCUCUUCUUUCUACUUACUUUUCCUUACAAAAAUAAAAACGACAUGCCAUGUUUUUAAUGCAUCCCAAAAUAAUUCAUGUAGCUGGUAAUUCUUUGUUGUAUAGUUAUGAGCCUGUGUGGGCAGUAGAAAAUGAAUUUUCAUGGUCAAGAUGUGGCCUUUGUCAUGGUUACAUUAUUAUAUAAUUAAAAUGGCAGACUUCUUUAUGCAAUGUGUAUUGUGGGCCAUUCGUAUUGGGGCCAAAGCAUUUCAGCAAUUUCUAAAUGUGUGUUUUUCUUGUUAAUAGUGUGUUACCGCAGAGGAACAAAAUGUGACUAUGCCAAGAGCCAAAGGAAUUGAUGCACUUAAUUUUUAGCGAGGAUAAAGAGAAGAGUUUUUGAAAUGGUGAAACAGGCUUCCAAAAGCUAAAUCAUUAUUUUGAAAAAUUAAUCAUUUUUAAACCAGUCAUAAUUGUACAAUUAUGGGUAUACUGAAGCCACAUGCUAAAGCUAUUCCCUGUGGUUAUGAAAGCCAAGCCCUGGCUCCCCAUUCCCAUAAGGGGGAUCUCUGUUUGACUCCCCCUUGCCAAAUCAGAUCCUGAAAGCACCUUAACCGGCUAUGGGAGAUAAAAAUAUCCUACACUCAGAGCCUGGGGUCCUUUCAGUCUUGUUUUGAUGUGGAAUUCUCUCUGCCCUGCAAAAACUAAGUGAACUUGACACAGCAGAAGACAGAGGGAUGUGGCCAGGCGCUUGGGUUUGUCCUGUUGAUGUGUUGAGCACAUCACACAGUGUGCAAACAUCGCUGUGUGAUAUUGAGGGGCCCCAGCCCCCUCCUUGAAACUUUGGGGGUGCCAAGGUCCCUCAGCCCCGCCCCCAAGCUGGUGCCCCUGGAUGCAGCUGAAAAAGUCUAGAAGUGAUGUAACAUACAGUGGGAGAAAAAUCAGUGGGCGGUGCUUAGAAACUUCAGUCGAGAUGAACCCUCGUGGUUUAUGGCAAAUCCAAUCUAUGCUGGAUCAGGUCUAUACAUGCCGCCCAUGAAAAAUGGUCAGCUUUGACAGGACCAGUCACUUCCUAUUCAAUGGAUGGAGAACAGAUUCCUGAAUCCCCCGUUCUAUAGUCAGUUUUGCCAGACAAAUCAACACAGUGACUAGAGACAGAAGCAGGUCCCUGGAUGCAGGUGGGGACCUUUGAAUCUGGGCUUAACAUCUGGAAAAAGAAGGGAAGAUUCCAACCAUUCUGUGAAGACUUAGUUUUAGUCUUUGGAAAAGUCUGUGACAAUCCUCAAAUGAUUGCACUUGACAGCUUAAAUAUUAGUCAAGACUCAAUCAUUGUACCCUGGAGUUUGGGGGUCCAAGAAAGACCAGGUAUCUGGAGCCAAAUUACAUCUGUUACCUCUACAAGCAUAGGCUCAUUUUAACUGAAAAUGCUAUAGUGUCCUAAGGGCAGGAUUUGGGGCAGAGAUCCAGGACUGCUCUCUGCAGAAUGAGCAGGAGGUUCCUGACCACAUUUUGAAGAGCAGGAGCUUAAUGCAUCCUCUCUCACAUGUUGUUUAGUCAUUUAGUCGUGUCCGACUCUUCGUGACCCCAUCGACCAGAGCAUGCCAGGCACUCCUGUCUUCCACUGCCUCCUGCAGUUUGGUCAAACUCAUGUUGGUAGCUUCAAGAACACUAUCCAACUAUCUCGUCCUCUGCCGUCCCCUUCUCCUUGUGCCCUCCAUCUUUCCCAACAUCAGGGUCUUUUCCAGGGAGUCUUCUCUUCUCAUGAGGUGGCCAAAGUAUUGGAGCCUCAGCUUCAGGAUCUGUCCUUCCAGUGAGCACUCAGGGCUGAUUUCCUUAAGAAUGGAUAGGUUUGAUCUUCUUGCAGUCCAUGGGACUCUCAAGAGUCUCCUCCAGCACCAUAAUUCAAAACCAUCAAUUCUUCGGCGAUCAGCCUUCUUUAUGGUCCAGCUCUCUCACAUAAUGGAUCUUUAUUUGAGAUGUGUCUUGUGUGCUUCUGUAUGGGCUGCCAAGAUCUUAUGGGGUCAUUUUGUUUCUUACACUACAGUCCUUUACAUAUCUACUCAGAAGUAAGUCCCAUUGACUUGACGGUCUAUACAGGACAGGUCUCAUGCCCUGCUCCUCCUCGGGAGAUGUCACAGUGGCUUAUAUUUUGUCCCCAUAUGGUGGUGUCCAAGUGAUCCUCAAGUCCAGGCUUGCCUUGCUCCAGGGGAGAACCAGGUCUGCUAUUCUGCAGUCUGCGGUUUCACAUUGACUGCUCUGUUAGAAGCACCCACUCCGACUUGCAUCCCAGAAUGAGCAGAUUCCACAACUCAUCUUGUCGUACUCCAACUGGUUUGUUGAAAAGAGGGCUGCACUUUACUGAACUCUUGGAUAUUUUAUUUCACUAGGGGACUGUUGUGUUACAAAAAUGGUGCUUCGGGUUUUUUUGCUAGCCGGAUAAUAAUGCCUGUUUAAAGGGAUUCAGUAUAAACUAUUUUUAUGUCAAGAUUUAGAAAGGAGAAGACAUUAUACAGAUGCACACUAGCUUGCAUCUUCCACUCUUCUCGGAGUAGGUCUAUGGCAACACUGCAAAGUUGUGUUGCAUAAGCAACCAAUUCCCACUGCACUUUUAAUAGCCCCUUGGCUUCUCUGUGCAAGAGAGCGAAAACGCCCACACAUGUAGAAGAGAAUCUUGUUUCUCCACAGCCAUUAGUAGGUAUAUCAUUGCAGGACAAGAAAAGCACUACAGGUUUGUGCUGUUUUAACUCCUUCGUUGCCACCCUCUAGACUCUUAUGUGAGAGUAAAAGCUCAUUGGAGGCUUAAUAAUAAACAAAUUUUCUCUCAGGCUGGCUCUGCUAAAUCAAGAGAUGGGGCUGCCCAUCUUUGUCAACUUCUGAUAAAGUCUUUAUAUCCAUCUUCAGAAGAAAUGUACACUGGAGUUCACAUGCACCUUCAAAAAAGGAAUUUUCUAUCAGAAGUCAAUUGUUCCGGUUUACUUGUGUCACUUGCGGAAGCGUUUUGUGUUAGUACUGUUGUUCUCAUUCCAUUAUUAUAAUAUAUUUUUUAAGAAAGGUAAUUAAUUGUGUUUUGACUGUACCAUUUUAUAGCAGCAUUUUAAAAAAGGAAUGCAAAAAGAACCUGAGCACUUUUUAUGUGAGAUUUUUUUUAAAGGAACAGAAAUCAAAGAGAUGGGUUAGUUAACAGGGUGUUGUGUUGAUUUUAUAGGCAAAGUGGAGCAUCUUGUUGUGUAGUGUUGCUCAUGCAAAGCACUUUCAUUGGAGAAGAUGGUACAGUAUGUGGAAACGUGUUUUCUAUCUCACAUUUUCUUGUACAUAUUUAUAUAUGUUCCUCCUUUAUAUAGAGUUGAAUCCUUUAUACCAUAUUGUAUAUCUGUCUGAUUUUUAUUAUCGUUGGCAUAUAUCUGUUGCAUAUUGCAUUGCCUAAAAAAAGAAAUAGAGUAUCUUUUUUCUAUUAAUAUGUAUAGUUAUGUGAUUGGUUAAAGUUACAUUUCAUAUAAUCAUAAGUUAUUUUUGUUUCAUGAAGUCCUUUUUUAGUAUAAAAAGUGAAAUGAAGGGUUUGUGCACAUGAUAAAAUAAAUAAAUAAAGUGAACCUGGAAAUCUAUAACACAUCAA